AUGGCCGACUCUCAAGUUACCCUGCGCACGCGCAAGUUCAUCCGCAACCCUCUUCUCGGACGCCGUCAGAUGGUCGUCGACGUCCUCCACCCCAACCGCGCAAACGUUUCCAAGGACGAGCUCCGUGGCAAGCUUGGUGAGCUGUACAAGGCCAAGAAGGAAGAUGUCUCCGUCUUCGGUUUCAAGACACACUUUGGUGGUGGCAAGAGCACCGGCUUCGCUCUCAUCUACGACAGUGCCGAGGCCAUGAAGAAGUUCGAGCCCCGCUACAGGCUAGUACGAUACGGCAUGGCCACCAAGGUCGAGAAGGCCAGCAGGCAGCAGCGCAAGCAACGCAAGAACAGGAUGAAGACUUUCCGAGGCACAGCCAAGGCCAAGGGUGGCGCGAAG
Messenger RNA from Bipolaris maydis ATCC 48331, 390 nucleotides. Its product is annotated as 40S ribosomal protein eS24. Lineage: Eukaryota; Fungi; Ascomycota; Dothideomycetes; Pleosporales; Pleosporaceae. Gene Ontology annotation, biological process: translation. Gene Ontology annotation, cellular component: ribosome. Gene Ontology annotation, molecular function: structural constituent of ribosome. The record is from RefSeq and is a predicted model, not a curated record.